Molecule: messenger RNA, 2924 nt
Organism: Cloeon dipterum
Lineage: Eukaryota; Metazoa; Arthropoda; Insecta; Ephemeroptera; Baetidae
Product: piwi-like protein Siwi
Exons: 14
Coding region: 191-2707 (838 amino acids)
Biological process (GO): regulatory ncRNA-mediated gene silencing
Cellular component (GO): P granule
Molecular function (GO): piRNA binding; RNA endonuclease activity; protein binding
Source: RefSeq, a predicted model, not a curated record
CACCUUGGAAUAUUACAAUUUGGAAUGUGGGGGAGGGAUUCACAGAAUUCAAAAUUCUUAAUCAGUAUGUAGCAAGACAGACAAUGAGCAAGGAGUAGGCAGGACAGCGAAAAACUGAAAACACUCAAGCUGGCAGCUGUUCAGACCACGCAGUGCCUGAAAGCUCACUUGGAGAUAGUUUGCAGCAAUUAUGGACCCCCCAAGUCAAGGCAGGUCCAGGGGUCGUGCCAGGGGCAGAACCUUCCCCUCAGAGCAACAUGCGUCUUCAACACCAGUGCCGGGAGCUGCACCAGAGCAGCUACCUCUGGUAUCGACUCAUGGGCCAGGGCGAGGCCGUGGAAGAGGUCCAAUCUUUCCUCAAGCUGGACCAAGCACCAGUGCACCUCAGGAAGUAAAAUAUCAGCCUAAAAUGGUAUUUACCACCAAAUGCAUUGAAAACAAGAAAGGCACAAGUGGCACACCCCUUGAUCUAUAUUCCAACUUCUUUGAAGUGAGCAAGUUGCCAAACUACUCAUUCUACCAGUAUUGUGCCACCUUUGAGCCAGAGGUGGACAGAUUGGGCGAACGGAGGGCACUGCUCAGGAUGCAUAGUGACACAUUGAAAGGCUUCUUGUUUGAUGGCACUUCUUUAUUCACCAACAUCCAAUACCAAUCUGAUCCGUUGGUUCUGUUCGCGCAAAACAGCAACAAGGAAAAUGUUCAAAUUUUAUUGAAACGAACGGCGCAACUUGACAACACAUCUAGCAAUUACAACCAGCUGCUCAACAUCAUCGCCAACAAGUGUCUGCAAUUAAUGGGCCUCACGCGUUUGGGGAGAAACUACUACGACCCUCAAGCUAGGGUGCUGAUCCAUGAAUUUGGCCUGGAGCUGUGGCCUGGAUACAUCACUUCUAUCAGACAGCAUGAGUCAGAAGUGCUCAUGUGCUCUGCCAUCACCUAUAAGGUGUUGCGCCGUGAUACAGUUUUCCAAGCAAUGGAGAACGCUUUCCGGCAACAUGGCCCCAACUAUAUGCAGCCCUUGAAGCAGACUAUCCUGGGAGUCGUAGUCAUGACUCACUACAACAACAGAACUUAUAGAAUUGAUGACAUCGACUUUGACGCCAACCCAAUGACCCAGUUCUCUCUCAAGGAUGGUAGCAAAUCCACUUUUGUGGAAUACUACAAAAAGAGAUACAAUAUCACUAUCACUAACUUGCAACAACCAUUGCUGGUAACAAAAGUGAGAGGAACUGCUCCUGGAACCACAGAGACCAUCUACUUGGUGCCAGAGCUAUGCAGGCUGACUGGCCUCACAGAUGAAAUGAGAGGCAAUUAUCAGCUCAUGGCAAGCCUUGCUAAAUUCACCAGAGUUGAACCACAGAAGAGAAUUGACUCCCUGCUGAACUUUGGCCGCAGGCUGAUGGAGAAACGCGAAAUUGGAAAUGAACUGUCAAAGUGGAACAUGUCCUUCAGUCCUCAGCUUAUCAGGAUGCAGGGUCGAGAACUGCCAAUGGAAACAAUCAUCCAGGGGGAUGCAUCCAAUCCCAGGAGAUACGAAGCUGGCAGAAACGUGGAUUGGACAGCUAAGCUGAGAAGCAACCCGCUUCUAGUGGGUGUUAAAAUGGAGCGUUGGAUCGCAAUUGUCCCGAGACCCAUUCAGCAGGAGAGCAUGUCUUUCAUCAGCCUCAUCCUGCAGGCUGCUAGAGGAAUGUUCAUGGGGAUGAGCGAACCACUAGUUCAUUACAUCAACGACGACAGUGUCAGCACUUACUUGAAUGAAAUUGAGAAUGUCCUCAGCCGCGCUGUGCCAGAUAUUUUGCUAUGCAUGGUCUCAACCAACAGGGCCGACAGGUAUGCAGCAAUCAAGAAGAAGUGCUGUAUUGAUCGAGCAGUUCCUACUCAAGUGGUGACAAAACGGUCAAUGUCAAACAGAUCUGCUAUGUCUAUUGCAACCAAAAUCUCCAUCCAAAUGAACUGCAAAGUGGGAGGCGCACCCUGGAGCUGCCAUAACCCAUUGAAGGGUGUAAUGGUGUGCGGCUUUGAUGCCACCCAUGACUCCAUCAAUAAGAGCCGCUCUUAUGGCGCCUUUGUUGCAUCCCUCAAUGAUGAGUUCUCCAAGUACUUCUCUAUGCCGUUCGCCCAUUCUAAAGGCUGCGACAUCAGCAACAACAUGGGAACAGCUUUUGAGACAGCCCUCGCCAAAUUUAGAAAGUACAACGACGGCUGUCUGCCUAGCAGGAUUUUUAUGUACAGAGAUGGAGUCGGUGAUGGACAAAUUGACUAUGUGCUCAACAUUGAGGUUGAGCAGAUCAAGGCAACAUUGGAGAAGCACUAUCGUGGCACCAAUUACAAGUUUGCUUUUGUAAUUGUUUCUAAGCGAAUCAACACAAAAUUCUUCACCAGUGGGAAGCAGAACCCACCUCCUGGAACUGUAGUUGACGACCGAGUUACCUGGCCUGAGAGAUAUGAUUUCUUCUUGGUGAGUCAAUCAGUGCGGCAGGGAACAGUGUCCCCCACCUCUUACAACGUAAUCUUUGACACCACUGGCCUUGAUCCUGACAAGAUGCAAAGGUUCACUUACAAGUUGACUCACCUUUACUACAAUUGGAGUGGCACCAUCAAGGUUCCAGCGCCUGUCCAGUAUGCCCACAAGCUUAGUGAACUAAUCGGCCAACAUCUCCACAAUGAACCACAGAGGGAUUUGGAUGAGCGCCUCUAUUACCUCUAAACUAAUUGGCAGAGGUGCCACUUAUUUUUGAUCAAGCAACAUGUACAAUGAAUCUUACAUGUCAUGUUCAUAUAAACACAUUUUACUUUCAAAAUUGAACUACGCUGACCAAGCUUAAUAUUACUGGUAGAACAAAGAUAUGUCCAAUUUAAUAGUUCUCUUUUAAAACAUAAUGUAAACCAUUGUGUUGAAAUAAAUAGAUGGUAACCAUCCAACA